Molecule: messenger RNA, 968 nt
Organism: Rhincodon typus (whale shark)
Lineage: Eukaryota; Metazoa; Chordata; Chondrichthyes; Orectolobiformes; Rhincodontidae
Product: small integral membrane protein 35-like
Exons: 5
Coding region: 20-481 (153 amino acids)
Source: RefSeq, a predicted model, not a curated record
ACCAGUUUUGCUGGCAGUCAUGGUUCACAGCAGCAAGCUCAGCACUGUCCAAGUACGACCUAGGGAGGAGAUGGAUAAUCCACAAGAAGACCAGACGACAGUUAGUGUCCCGGGUGAAUUCCUGCCCCACAUCCAGCAUCAGCUUACACUUGUGAACAACACUGAACCAGGAGACAGUAACAGUGCAAAUGUUCGAGCAAUUGUCAUUGCUUUGUGUUUGCUGGUCCUGGCUGGAAUCGUGUUGACUAUGAUCUUAGUCCAGUAUUACAGACACGGACGCUGCUUUCAAAAACCCAGACUGUCCUUCAGCCAAAAUGUUCUCAGAGACCUGAAAUCUAUCCAGCUGGAGUUUGAUCCGCCAUUUUCCAUCAGUGGGAUGAUGAAGACUAGGGGAAAUCUAAGCUCAAACCAUGAGUUCCACUAUCAGAACAUGAGGACUCGAGAUAAGGAUUUGUACCCUGCUGUUGAUGAGCAAUAUUAAAGAGGCUGCGAAAGAGGUGUGACCUCAUUAUUUUCAGGGACCUUGUGAAGAAACAAAUAAAACCUGAUACUGAACCUUAUACAUUUUCUGAAGAAGGGUCUAGGCCCGAAAUGUCAGCUUUCCUGCUCCUCUGAUGCUGCUUGGCCUGCUGUGUUUAUCCAGCUCUAUACCUUGUUAUCUCAGAUUCUCCAGCAUCUGCAGUUCCUACUAUCUCUUAAAACCUUAUACUUGCUUUUUCUUUGGUGCUGGGCCUUGGAAUGGGGGAAGUAAACUUACUGAUAGCUCCCUGUGAAAUCUGAGCUCUUGUUGCUUGAGAAUUGUUUAGCAAUAGACUGGGUGCGCGUACAUCUGGUCCAUAAAUGUGCAAUAACCCAAUAACAAGACCAUCGAGAGAGGAAGUGGAAAUGACUCAGCUAACUAUAGAAGAACACUUUUGUAUUCCAUUUGAAUUUAUUUAGUGCCUUUUGCAACCUCUAGAUGUCACAAA